AUGGAUAAUUCCUAUCAUCAGCAUGUCCCUACUGAGAACUUUUGUGACUAUGGGAGGAAGAAGAAGGAAGAGAUUGAUAUAGAUGAGCACUGUUCAGUGCAUUCAGAGGAGUACACUCUAACAAGCUCCUUUACCUAUGAGGAGCCAUUGAGCACCAUUGCGGAAGAAAAAUCGGUCGACCUUUGGACGAAGGGUUCCGAUAUGUCGAUGCCAGACCUAGAGGAUUUAGACUCGUCUUGUACGAUGGACUCUCCAAGAGUGGAAGGCAAGUCCUACAAGAAUCGCCUUUAUGAAAAGUUCUACAGCGAGACCAGAGCGGAUGAGUGCCCAGUUGAUUCUUUGGACCUAACGAACCAUUACACUCAAUACCACGGGCUGAAAACAAGUCCAACAUGUGAUUAUGCUGGACACUCGCACCGCAGUUCAUCGGCCACACUGAGUACUGCAUCUUUGUCACGAUCGUCGCGGUCUUCGCUCUCUGCUCAUCCAUCUACGGCAAAGCAGCCGCAGAUUGAAAGUAUGCGUAACGCCCGAUGGGAUCCUGAGAUUACGGACACCCCAGAUGAAGAAGGUCGCCAUUUAAUUGGAGUCAAGAUUCAAUUCUUUCGAUCUAUGGAAUAUGGUUCCAUUUUACCGAUGGAAUUGCCAAUAUGCGCCUAUGCGGACAGCCCUUCUUCUUUGAACCCCGGCAGUGACGAAACGAAGUCCGAGAAGACAAGGCGAGACAAGAAGCAGAAGAAAACGAAAGAGAAUAAGAAUAAUGAAGCUGCUGAUAUUAAGGAGGAGACGAAGAUGAAGAGCAAGAAGGUCGAAACGGAUAGGCCUAGGCGCCAUACCAAAUGCGAGUCGCUGAACUCCGGUCCCGAUGCCGACAACAUGAAACACACUGCGAUGAAGAUUCAUCGGCGUUCAAUCCGCGAGAAGAUCAAAGCUAGGAUGCGUUCAAUCGACAAAACUCUUUCCAAAGUGCGGGCAAUUGAGAGCAACAGGGAAAUUGAUGUCUGA
Molecule: messenger RNA, 1005 nt
Organism: Cylindrotheca closterium
Lineage: Eukaryota; Bacillariophyta; Bacillariophyceae; Bacillariales; Bacillariaceae
Source: the annotation of a GenBank genome assembly